AUGUACACUCUCACACUUCCUCUUUCAGGAGAAAUCGUUCUGGCCAGGCCAUUAGAGGAACUCAUACAAAUCACUCAUGUUGGUGCACCUGUCGUACUUAGCGUCGUCGCAGAAGAAAUUAGAAGAACCCGGGAAGAACCACCUGCACAGGCAACCGUCGUUGAAGUUGGACUUUUGCUUGGAGAACCAGGAAAUAGUCCACCCUAUUUCGAAAGUGACACUUAUGUUACGGUAAUAGAUGAAAAUCUAGAACCAGGAACUAUAAUUAGUUUUGGCGAUCAAUAUUCCACAAAAGUGCGUGACGAAGAUAUCGGUAAAGCUGGUGUAUUUGCGCUAAAAUUAGAAAAUAAUAAUGGCACUUUUGAAAUUAAUCCUACCGUUGCUGAACGUACCGCGGAUUUCAUUAUUACGGUUCGAGAUAAUACAUUCAUCGAUUAUGAAACGUAUAAGAGCUUGAUCUUCAAGAUCGUCGCUCAGGAAAUUGGUCCAGCUACGAAUUUAUCUACAUCCGUACCGGUGACGAUUUAUUUACGAGAUGUCAAUGAUAAUCCACCAAUUUUCGAACAGGAUUCUUACGAAGUGACACUUUCGGAAAAUGUUACAGCCGGUACACGUGUCGUGCAGGUACACGCUACCGACAAAGACACAGGAGAUUUCGGUAAUAUACAAUACACUCGGAUAAUCGGUCAAGGUAGCGAAGCAUUUACAAUGGAUUCCGAUAGAGGAUUAAUAACAGUAGCGAUGGGAUCCUCUUUGGAUCGCGAGAUCGCAUCUAGAUUGCAAUUAUCGGUUGAAGCACGAGAUGAAAAUGGCAAGGGUAAUCGAGGUGUCGUUCCUUUGAUAGUCAAUCUGAUCGAUGUGAACGAUAACGUGCCGAUAUUCGAGAAAAGUAUUUACAUGUUCUUUUUAAAUUCUGAUUUGACUAAUUUUACAUCAUCGGCCAUGAUCAAGGCUACAGACGCGGAUGCUGAACCACCAAACAACGUGGUCAGAUACGAGAUCAUUCACGGAAACUACGAGGAUAAAUUCUAUUUAAACGAAAUCACCGGUGAAUUGAUUUUACGAUCGCCCAUUACAAAAGUUAGAAGAAAGAAACAAAGUACUGCCGAGAGAUUAGGUAACAAACCACGGAAGGAAUUACAUAGAGACGAUACGAAAGAAUUUAUACUAAAGACGAUAAACACAACGACGACUAAUCUUGGAAUGUCGAGACCAAUAAAUAAGAGUGAAUUACUAAGAAAAAUUCGAGAAUCUGUCAAAACUCGAAGAAAACGAGCGAACGACGAUGCUCUGUAUACUUUAACAGCUAGAGCAUACGAUCUUGGCGUACCACACUUGUCGAGUUUAACACAAAUAAAAAUAAUGAGUGGUGGAGCAGCAGAGGAUCGUAUCGUUACGUUCGUUUUACCAGAAGAACAUCCAGAUCCAGUGAAAACAGCGAAAACAUUGGCUACGAUCACAGGUGCAAAAGUAAUCGUUCAAGAUAUACGUCCUUACGUGACAACCAAUGACACAUCUAAUACGUCGAGCGAUGCUAAAAACAUUGUCGUUGCCCGGGUAGAAAAAAGUACUUCCUUCGUGGACAUAGAAAAAAUUCGAGAAACUUUAGCGGCCAAUGGAGUUGGUAUAAUAAAUGCUUCAGUUAUGAUGCCUGACUCUACUGGAAAAACAACGAUAACUAAUAUCACUAAUACGGUUACUAACGUACAAAACGAAGAAGUUAUAACGGUGUACAAAGCCGAAAAUAAAAUACUUUUCUGGUUGCUCAUUAUUUUGGGUUUAUUGAUGCUCCUUGCUAUCGCUGCUUUGAUCAUUUGCUGCAUUUGUCCUGGCUGUCCUUUUUACAUGGCACCUAGAAAACGUCGAGUACAAUCGUCGGAAACUUUAAUCGUCCGAUCGGACGGAAGACCGAAGAGACAUCUUCAUCGAAAGCAACCGACGAUCGUUCAUGUAACCAAUAACCAGGAAAGGAAGCAAGCGUGGAGUGCCGAUCCAACCCGAAGAAAUUGGCAAUUCAAUCGGCGGAACGUGAAAAAUUGUGGCCUGUCUUCUCUACCGGGUGACGUAGCUUAUGCUUCGGCGCAUGCGAAAGAAGGACGAAUGGACGUGGAGUCUUCGAGACAACGAGACGAUUUGAUUUACGAUAAUUCCAGAAGAAUCACUGGGCAAGAUCGAAUGUACGUUGAGGAUAUCGAGAGUAUAAAAAUGCGAGAUUAUAACGUGGACGAUGGUGUAGAUUCUUUACAACGCGACGAUAUCGAACGUAGCUCUGAUCAACCUCGACAGAGUUAUAGAUACGAACAAGAGCAAGAUAUAAACGAUGAUAGAACGAUCAGGGAACAGCAUUUUUAUCGGGAAGGAAACGCGGAGAUUUUGCGAUUGGUGACGAGAGGAGGACAAGUCGAGGAUAACGUUAUUCAACAUCAUGGUACUACCGUGAUCGUAGAUGGCAAGGAUAUUCUCUUAAAAAGAUUCAUGGAAGAUCAAAAGAUGAGACAAGAGGCAUCGAUCCAAGAUAUCGACGGUACACGAAGUAUAGAAUCAACGCAAAAAAUCCGAGAAACGACUCAUCAGCAACCAGAGAUUAUACUUAUACCACAAACUUUAAACAUCGCCCAUAGUCAGCAAGUUGACGAAAGUGGUCCAGGUGUUCAGAGAUUACUUAUCGAUCGUAUCGAUUACGAAGGCACUCCUAAAGAAAAAGUUACUCAUAUUUCUGACAACGUACAAUCUACCAGGCAAGAAUCUACGAUCGUUGUUGGUGGUGGUGGUGGUGGUGGUGGUGGUGGUGCUUCUGAAAGUACAGAGAGAGCCACGAUAUUAAACAAAGAUAACGUACAAUCCGUUAACGUUCAAUCUUACUCCUUUCAUGAUAUGGAACUGGCACGACAAAAUGCUUUGCUGACUAGACUUUUAUUGGAACGCGAAACCCGAGCUGGGAGUGGCCCAGCUAUGAUGGAUUCUACGAGUUACUUGGAGACCCAAAGUUUACCUGGGCAAGUAGCUAUAGCAACUCAAACCGAUAGGACUGCUGCUACUCAAACUGAAAGACACGUGAGAAGUAGAAGUGACAAUGAUGAAUCCGAGGACGAGUCGAGGAUAAGAAAAAAGAUGAAAACUAAGAAGAGAUACGAGAGUGAUUCGAAAAGAACCAGAACUUUGUGGAUGAAGUCACCGAUAGAAGAAGAACGAAGUCCCUGUUUUGAUAAACGUUUAAGUAUUCUUCGAAAGAAAGUUAAAGAGGUCAAAGAUGGAAGAAAGAUCUCAAUAGAGCCUGAAGUUCUCCGUGAGAUAUCUGACUCUUUGGAUGAUAAUGGUAGUUCUGGUAGAGGAGACGAUAAAGAGACAAAAACUUACGAAAGAUCGACGGAAGAGACGAGUAUCAGAUAUGAAAUAUUAAACGAAGAGGACAAUGGUAGUCCCUCGUCUAUCGAAAUUUCCAAAGACAAAUUUGAUAAGGUUUUUAGCGAAAAGGCUCAUCAUCGUGGCCGCGAUGAUCGAAAAACAGAUGUCACCGAAUCAACUUCUUCCUCCGAACUCAAAGAAAAGACUGAAAAGCAUACGGAAAAACAAACAACCAGUCCGAAGAAGGACUCCAAAAAGAGUCAAAAGAAAACGGAAAGUAAACCUACUUUUCGGAUAUUGGAAAGGGAGAUUACAUUGUUGACAAAAAAACUCAGUAAAUUAGGUGAAAAAAAGACUCAGGAGAAAGACUCGGGAAGCGCAAGUACCUUUCAGGAAAAAACUACCACUACUACUACGAAAAAAAGUUUGAAAAAGGACGUAGAUCAGAAGAUGUCCAAAAGAAUGGAAGAUUCGAGCAAGCAUCGAACGAAAAUAUCUACAGAGCCGACUCCUAGCACAUCGAAAGCUACAGAACAAGGCACGAAUCAACGAAAAGAAGGAAGUAUGACCAAACUGAGACACAAGUUAAAGUAUCAACAAGCUCAAGUUACAAGUACAGGAAGUUCCGAAAUAGAGGACACUCAUGAAAGAUCGAGAAAAGAGAGUUCCGAAUCGAAUCAGGAAAAUGUUAAAGAAAAGCAACUAUCUACGAUUCAUUCUAAAAUCAAAAGACAAGCUCACAUAGAAGAUCGAAAAGAAGAUCUCGCGUUAAAGGAUCAGGAAAGUGAGAAACAAAAGGAAUUUUCGAAAGAAUGGUCGAAGUCUGAUUCGAAGUUUAGGAAAUUGGAUAAAUCGAUAAGCCAUUCUCAAAAAGAAAGUUUAUCGGAGGAAUUUAGUGCAAGUACUGGUUCGGAUCGAAUAGAAACCAAAAAGGAAUUGGGUCCUCGUCGUAAUUUCGAUAAAAGAACAAGUACAAGUUCUUCUGAUAAUGUUUCGAGACAAACGGGUCAACGAAAAUCGAGAAAGAUGCGGGUACAACACCAAGCCGGAAAAAUCUCAGACACUUCGUUAAAAGAUACCUCGGAAAAGGAGGAUACUGAAAAACACAAAACGACCACGGACGAUAAAAAUGUUAAAAAGAAAUCGAAAUUAGUUAAAGUGCAUACGGAUGGAAAAAAGAAACUAUCCACGGUUAAGAGUGAUUUAGAAAGUACAAAAGAGGAUGAUCGAAUGAUAUCGUUGAGAGAAGCAUUGAAAGAUUUCGUGGGUUUUGGACGUAUUAAAAAAGAUACGAGCGAAGAACAAGCUUUUACCGAUAAUUUCGAGGAAAUACCAAAGGAAAUCGUUACAUCUUCUCAGAAAAGUGAUAAAAUUACGAGCGAAGAAAAAGUAACGAGUGAAUUGGAAACAAAAUCGCCAGAAGAAUUGAUUAUGAAAUAUAAUGGUACAGAUCUUCGAGAUACAGAGAAAGAGGAAGUUAAAAAAUCUAAAAAUGAUAGAGACCAAAAGAUCGAGAUCAUUGAAGUUCCUUCGAAAGAUAUUGAAGAAGAUACAAAAAGUAAAAUAAAAGAAGAUAAAAAAGCUUCCGAAAUACGUGAAACCGAUGAAGAUUCCGUAGAUAAAAAGAAAACCGUAGAAGAGUUUAUCGAGGAAUUACAAAAAGAGAUCUAUAGAUCUCGUAUAUCGGAUAAAGAAAAAAACGAGAUUGCUAUUACUUCGAGCGUGUCCCCGAUCGAUAAAAUCUUAUCGAAAACUGCAAUAAUACCGAGUACGUCUAAGGAUAUAAUCCAUGAAAAAGUAUCUUUGCCAGAUAUGGCUGAUAAAAUUGAUUUCAAGGAUGGAACAGAAGUAAGAAAAAAAGAAGAUGAAAUAACUACGAGGAAAGAUAUCGAGAAAUCUUUCGGAACGAAAAAUAAAGAUGAUUCGUCUGUAAAAGAUAGUAAAACAAUUCCCAUGCUCGUAGAUAUUGAAAAAGAAAAAAAAUCAUUUGACCAAUCUACAAACGUAGAUAGUGAAAUUGCAACGAAUUUAACUGAGAUUACUGAUAAGGAUUUACAGGUUACGUUAUCAAAGGACAACGAUAAAGUUAAAGAAACUGAAGAUAAAUCAAGUUCUAAAUCUGUACAUGAUAAAGAUACGAAAGAAGAUGAAUCAGACGUGAAAAAAGAUUUAGAAGAUACUUCGAUAACAACGGAAGAUUCAAGCUCUCUUAUGGAUACGACGAAAAUGAUAGAAACGGUUUUAGAAAUCGCGAGUAAACGCAGUUUACCAGAAAAAAGUGACACGGAUGAAAAGUUCGAAUUUAAGGAGACGGCUAGUGUAAAAAGUGAGAAAGAUUAUACACAUACGGAAUCUCCUGAAAUCGAUACGAUCAUGAAAAGUAACAGUAAGAGAGAUUCGAUUCUUGUUAGUGCGGAAGUCCAUGCUGGACAAAUUACUGAAGAAAUUCUGGACGAUAAUCGAGAUACUGACAAAAGUAAAGAGAUUUUAAUUGCUCAACAGGAUAAAGGUAAGAUCGAUAUAUCUACCUCCGAAGAUGAUACAAAAAGUUUUAUUGAAGAAAGUCAAGUUAGAACGUCGCCAGUUAAAGACAUUUCAAAAUCUCAUAAAAUGGAAGAUAUAGAAAUUACUGCCGACAAAGAUAAACCCAUAGAAGAUAUUAAACAAAGUGAUAUAAAUGUAGAGGACGAAGGUACGGAAAAAUCUCAAAUAAAGAUAGAAGACACGAUAUUAAAGAAGGAAGAAGGAGGAACGGUUUCGCAAAGCGAUGAAAUCGAUAUAAAAAGAGAUGAAAGUGAUAAAGGAAAGGAAACAUUAGAGACGACUUCGAUCGAAUUAUCUGAAGACAAUGACGAAGGUAAAAAAGAUAUAAAAUCAGAACCUUUAAAGGAUGAAGUUACAGAAGAUUUGACAUCUCCAAAGGACUUGGAAAUACAUGAAAAACAAAAGUUGGAAGAAUUAAAAAUUAUAAGCUCUCCUCCGAGCAAACCGGCACUUCCAAUAUUAUCAGACAUGGAAGAUCGAUUGACCAACCAAGAAGGACAAAUAGAAAUGAAAAUAGUUCGAGAGUCAAAGGACUCUACAGAUGAAACAAAUCCAAUUGAUCCGAUUAGAGUGGAAAAACCAUCGAAACCUCCUUCGCCGACCAAAAUACUGGAACCAUCGAGUCCCCAAGAAGAUUCCAAAAUACAAACUGAUACGAUGGAUAUCGAUAAAGAGAAAGAAAGUAGGUCAUUCGGUGCUAUUAGCGUGAUCAAAUCUUUAGAGGAAUUAAAAUUUGACGAGAUAACUCAAUCGCGCGCAGAAGAUAAGGAUUUUUCUGAGAAGGAAACCACGGUCUUGUUGGAGGACAAAGGCAAUCAAGAUAGCAUAAUUAAAUUAGAGAAGGAAGAAGACAAAGAGGAAAAAGAAGAUUCGAGUAAACAAGAUAAGUUCGUUCGUGAAAGCCCGGAUGAGACGAGCUUGCAACCUGGAGAGGAGUUUGCAAAAGAAGAACUUCUAAAGAGGACGGAGGAAUACGAAAACGUAAGCCCUACAAUUUUUACGAGCAUUAUCGAUACGCCGGAAGAUUCCGAUGAGAGUGACUCAUCCAGUGAUAUUUCCAGGAAAACAACACUGACCACGAGACCGUACCAAACGCCUCGACAUCGCGCUAGGGAUCUUCCUGAAAAAGAAACUCUUUCGAUGGAAAUGACCGAAAGUGUAUCUGACGUGGAAGAUAUGGAAUCGAUGGUUGAAAAGUUGAAAGAUGAAAAUAGCGAACAUCAAGUGAUCGAUGUAACUAUGGACGUUAUACAAACAAUUCCUAGUGUAUCGCACGAGACAAUGGAGACUGAAAAAAACGGUUCAAUUGAUAACAAUAUCCAGAUAGAUGAGAAAUCUAAAGAACCAGUUUUUAGCGAAAAAAGUUCGCCUCCUAUACAAGAAGCAUCAAGUAUAGUUACUGAAAACCAAGAAAAAGAAUCUAGUCCUAAAAAACCGAAGGAUAUAAAAGAUUCGGAGAAUACAAAAACGACGAAAGUAAAAGAUGCUUCCAAGACAGAAAAGCACGAUAAAUCUGACGAGAGUAAGGAUAAACAAGUAAAAAAAUUAGAAAAGGAUAUAAAAGGAGGAAAACAACAUCCAGAACGUUCGAAAGUCGUAGCUCGCAAAGAAAAGAAAAAUAUUUCAGAGGAAGUAACCGAAAUUAAAAAGGAUCCUUCAGUGGGAAAAACAUCUCGGCAAUUUAAACGUCGUUCGUCUAAGCCGACCGGAAGUCAGUCGGAAAAAAAUUCGGAGAAAAAAUCGGAGGACGAAAAGGUAACAGCGAAAUCGAAAAAGACGGAGGAGGAUCGAUCGAAAUCGAAAAAAUCGUCGAGCAGUGGUGAGAAAUCGUCGAGUCCGCCAAAAACGGGUGACACCGAAACUGGUAAGACUCGAUCUAAAUACAUGGCUUGGUACACGCAAAAAAGAGAAGAAAUGGAGAAGAAAAGGGAAGCUAAGAAGAUCGAAGAGCAUGACGAACAGGAUCAGCAGCUACCACGUUGGUUGAGAAGAAGUCUGGCUCAUAGAAGAUCGAUUCCUGAUGAGAAAAAAAAAUUGGAGAUUAAAACACCAGAAAUAACACCGAGAACUAGACGCAAAGUGAAACCUUUGGUGAACGUUGAGUCUGAACAAUUAAAAGCUAUUGUCCGUCAAGGACGAAGAAUGAGAAAAGCCGAAGGUGGACAAUACGAGGAUCCUCCGAUUCAAAUUUUUGCGUCGACCCCACCCACACCCGCACCACCUCCACCACCACCAACACUAACGGAAUCAAAAUAUCCUCGUCAUCAUCUAUUUCAACAUUCCGAAUACAAAUACGAAAAAAUGCCAGCUCCAUUUUACCUUCAUCCUCCACCAGCACCUCAUCCCUCGCCGCAAUUAUCACCGGAACAUUACGAUUCACAACGAACGACUGAAUUCGUAAGACCGGAAGUAGAACUCGACUCCGGUACCGGUACAUCGAUGACAACAGGUACGAGAUUACGACAUCAGCAACUUCUUGAGAAGAAGAGCGUCUUCGAUAUCGCUUAUAGCGAAGCUGCACCGUCGCAAUUAAGAUCUGAGAGUACAACACCUCCUUCUUAAUCAACCAGGAAAUGCUGCCCUUUUACAAAAUAUACAAUACUGUGCAAUAAAAUAUACAAUACUUGAGAUAUCGUGAUAUAAAUGAGAUUAAUUGAGAGAAAAUAAGAUAUGUGAAAGAAGUAAAGGAAUGAAUGAAGAAGAUAGAUACGAGAGAUACUUUGAAUUUGAAAUUUUAAUAGAUGAAUAUACCGAUAAUGUUCGAUAUCAUUCGCACAAAGUUAUUGAUUUAAUAAAAGAAAAUUUAUGAAAAAUCGUGCCCUUUUAAAGUAUAGGUAAAAGAAAAUUUGUGGAUAUAAAAUAUUUCAUUUAAUAUUUCUAUAUUCUCUCCGUGCUAUUUUUCACUAAAAAUAUAUUAAUAUUUCUAUCGUAUCGCGCGUGGUGUCUAUCGUUAUCACUACUGCCGUCCGAGAAUGAUACGAAUUAAUUAAUUAUUAAGCACAUCGCAUCGAUGACGAAUUUUUUAUUACGACUGUUAGCUCAUUGUAACGGUGUUUGUAUUAAUCUUGUAAAUACAUGUGUAUAAAAAUUCUAAUAACGUGUGUUAACGUUAUCAAUCAUCGAUCCUUUUUACUUGAAAUUAAUUAAUCUAUACUUUAAUUCCGUUUAUUUACUUAAAUUAAUUGGAGUAUACGAUUUUACAUAUAUUCAAAUGUAAAUCUACA
This is a messenger RNA of Vespula pensylvanica (western yellowjacket), 9113 nucleotides long. RefSeq names its product cadherin-86C-like. Gene Ontology annotation, cellular component: plasma membrane. Gene Ontology annotation, molecular function: cell adhesion molecule binding; calcium ion binding. Lineage: Eukaryota; Metazoa; Arthropoda; Insecta; Hymenoptera; Vespidae. The coding region runs from base 1 to 8451 and encodes 2816 amino acids. The record is from RefSeq and is a predicted model, not a curated record. The transcript has 10 exons. Gene Ontology annotation, biological process: homophilic cell-cell adhesion.